Messenger RNA from Westerdykella ornata, 780 nucleotides. RefSeq lists its product as uncharacterized. NCBI's taxonomy places the organism in Eukaryota, Fungi, Ascomycota, Dothideomycetes, Pleosporales, Sporormiaceae. The coding region runs from base 1 to 780 and encodes 259 amino acids. The transcript has a single exon. The record is from RefSeq and is a predicted model, not a curated record.
AUGAAUGAGCUCGUCCAGCUUGGAAAUUUCCCACGCUCCAGACUGCCACAACGACCAUUCUCUACGGCUUCCGCUUACUACUCCACUCUCGCGGAUAUCCAUCUCGAGCAUCUAUCAACUCAGCGUAAUGACGCUGUCGAAUCGGCCAAGGAUUGCCGUCGUAAGUAUGUUGCACGGCACUUAUUCCGAAAGCUUGCAUCGGAAAUGCGACUGGACAAACAUGGUAUUUUUGAAUCCGGACCUUUCAAAAUCUUCUGCGACGAUCUUCGCCCCACCAAUGUCCUUCUAAAUAAGGACUUUAAGAUCGUGGCUGUGAUCGACUGGGAAUUUACCUACGCGGCACCUGUAGGGUUUUGCUACAGCCCUCCAUGGUGGCUAUUACUGGAGACACCAGAGGACUGGCCGUGGGGCCUCGAAGAUUGGGAAUUUCAGUACGAACGGAGAUUACAGACAUUUCUGAGCGCCCUCGAAGCCAAGGAGCAGGAGAGUCUACAGCAAGGCACCUUGGAGAGUGAUCAGAUAUUGUCCAUAAGCAUGCGGCAGAGCUGUAUGAGCGGCGCAUUUUUCGUGAAUUAUGCUGCGCGUAAGAGUUGGGCCUUCGAUGCUGUGUUUUUUAAAUGGGUGGAUAAGAGAUUCUUCGGAGAUGACGGAGGAGAUUGGUUAGGAACGAGACUGCCGUUGUUGACCACACAAGAGAGAGAGACGAUGGAGCCGUUUGUCGGCAGGAAGUUAGCAGAGGCUAAAGAAAGGAUGUUAUACGACUCGAGUCCGCGUCACUAA